AUGUCAGAAUACCCUCGCCCCGACUUCGUUCGCUCAAACCUAACAUGGCAAUCUCUCAACGGACCCUGGUCCUUCCUCUUCGACGACAACGACAUCGGCCUAACACAGCACUGGCAUCGCAACGGCCUCCCUGAGGAAAUCGCCGUGGAUCCCCGCACCACCAACAGCAGCAACAACGACAGCGUGGCGCACAGUAUCACGGCCAAGAUUGCAGCAGGCACCCAGGAACUUUUGGCAGGCAACGAGUUCCAGGCGGCGGCUACGACGGUGAAUAGGAAACGCGAGAUCCAGGUGCCGUAUGUGUUUCAGUGCCCGGCGUCGGGGAUCGAGGAGCUGGGCGUGCAUGAGGUGUUGUGGUAUGAGCGGGAGAUUGGGGAUGUUCGGACCGAGGAGCAGAAGGGGGUUGGGUACCGUGUGGUGUUGCGGUUUGGGGCCGUGGAUUACGAGGCGAAAGUGUGGGUUGGGGGGCAUUUGUAUGGUGGCCAUCGUGGUGGCCAUGUCCCCUUUGAUAUCGACAUUACCGAGGCGUUUGUCGAUGCGAAGAAGCAGAGAUUGACGGUUAGAGUGUUUGACUCUGCACACGAUUUGACACAGCCGAGGGGGAAACAGUAUUGGAAGGCACAGCCCGAGAGCAUCUUUUACACGCCUAGUGGAGGCAUAUGGCAGAGUGUGUGGCUUGAGGCUGUGCCUCGUGUUAGCAUUGGGGACUCGAGUGCUGGUACACUGCUGAGGAGCAAUGAGAUCGAUGAAGGGAAACUGCACGCUGAGAUUCAGAUUCUCAACCGCCUUGUCGGUCACCAAUACAGUGUGGAAAUCGAAGCCGGCCUUUUAGAUCUACCCGUCAGCACCACACGCGUCGACUUGCCGCGAGACUCCAACACCGCAACCCUUGAAGUCAACAUGCGCGUGUCCGAUGUCCAAAGGACACAGAUCCAAAAUACCCACACAACCUCCUCAAACGACCAAUCCUUCUGGCACACCAACAACACCGCCCUCUGGUCCCCCGAACACCCAACCCUCUACACCCUCACCAUCCGCCUCUUCUCCCCCUCCUCCCCAACCCCCCUCGACACAAUCCACACCGAAACCGGGAUGCGCUCCCUAUCCUGGCACAACAACGCCAUCCACCUAAACCACACCCCCUACUUCCAAGCCCUCUUCCUCGACCAAGGCUACUGGCCCCAAACCUUCCUCACCCCACCCUCCUCCCACGCCCUCGCCCACGACAUCCAGCUCAGCAAAGCCAUGGGCUUCAACGGCUGCCGGAAGCACCAAAAACUCGAGGACCCACGCUUCCUCCAUCACGCAAAUCACAUGGGCUUCCUCGUCUGGAGCGAAAUGGCAAACGCCUACGCCUUCUCUGAAACGUAUACCCGCCGCUUCGACCACGAGUGGCGCGAAGCCGUCCAACGCGAUCGCAAUCACCCAUGCAUAGUAGCCUGGACCCCCGUCAACGAAAGCUGGGCAUACACGCAUCUCGCGCAUUCGAAGCCCCAGCGCGACCAUAUUCGCAGUCUGUACUAUACCACCAAAACCCUCGAUCCCACACGGCCGGUGAAUGAUAAUUGUGGCUGGGAACACGUGGUCACCGAUCUAACCACCUUCCACGACUACAGCGACGGCAAGGCGCUGACCGCCACGUGUGCGAGUCUAGACGGGAUUCUGGGGCCCAAGGCAGGGCGCGGGAUGUUUUUGGACGCGGUGAGGGGGUGCGGGGGUGCGGGGGACGAGGAUGUCGGGUCCAAGCAUGCGCCUGGGACACCGAUAUUGUGUACGGAGUUUGGGGGUGUGAAUAUUGCGCGGGGGAAUGCGGCGGCGGCGGCGGGGGGUCAAGUCGGCGAUCUUGGGGCUAUACAACUGCUACCUCUGCCACCGAUUUGCUCUCUCGAAUCCGCACUAUGA
Plenodomus lingam JN3 is the source of this 1902-nucleotide messenger RNA. The record is from RefSeq and is a predicted model, not a curated record. Lineage: Eukaryota; Fungi; Ascomycota; Dothideomycetes; Pleosporales; Leptosphaeriaceae.